This is a messenger RNA of Aspergillus niger, 465 nucleotides long. RefSeq lists its product as uncharacterized. The transcript has 2 exons. NCBI's taxonomy places the organism in Eukaryota, Fungi, Ascomycota, Eurotiomycetes, Eurotiales, Aspergillaceae. The record is from RefSeq and is a predicted model, not a curated record. Bases 1 to 465 code for a protein of 154 amino acids.
AUGUAUCUCACAUACCUCACCAUCUUCACCCUCCUCUCCUCCCUCGCUACAGCACAUGUUCCCCGUGCUGGCACUCCCACCACGCUCCUCGCGGCCCCAGCUGCAGCCAUCAACGCCGUGGCCACCCCCUCUCCAAUUCAGCCCGGCAUGACCAGCAAUUGCGACUCCUUCCACCUAGUGUCUAGCACCGAUACCUGCGCCACCAUUGCCUCCAGUGCUGGUAUCUCGCUUGCCAACUUCUACUCGUGGAAUCCGAGUGUGGGCUCCGGCUGCGAGACUCUCUGGCUGGGGUACUAUGUCUGCACUGGAGUUAGUGACACUACCACCACUACUACGACCACAUCUACUACGACCACCACCACAACAGCCGUGACUACCCCAUUGCCCACUCAGUCAGGGAUGGUGAAGUAUGGUAUGGAAGAAGAUGAGGGAGCUGAGAUUCAUGCGGCUCAUGGUUUAUGCUGA